CCGUUGCCUUUCUGUCUUGAUACCGCCGACUUUAUCCUGCUUCCCUGGACGCUGGAGGAUACGACGGUUUGCAGUCCCAGCAGAUGGACAGCUGCCAGAGUGCUUGCCUCCCCACGCCCACGCCCUCGCCCGAAGACCCGCGCCCAGUCCAGAGCAUGGACGCUUUCUCCGCAUCCCAUUGAUGCAAGGCAUGUGCCGGCAUGGCAUGAGACGAAACGAGCGAGGUACAGGAAUAGCAGACAGACUUCCCAUCGAGGUCCGCGGCGAGCGGUGUACUGGAUGACGGUCGAUGGUCAAGCCAAUUUGAUUAUAAUGAUAUUGUUUGGUCAGGGUCUGUAUGCUGACGCCCUCGCAGGUCACCGGGUCAUGAAUCGAUGAAUGGGUGCAUGGCAUCAACAAGAUUUCCGUCGUGUUGAGGUGGAGCAGGUCACUACGUAGUCCAGGGCAUAGGUGUUAUUUGUAGGUAUAUAUAAUGGUAUGUAGAUAUAUAUAUAUAUAUCCAUGUAUCCCUGAGGAAUACAACAUGGACUGCAUGCACCACGGAACCAGCCAACUACCAGUCAUGGCAACGUACAGUAAACACUUAGCUAUAAAGCUACCAGGCCGAUGCGGUGCGAUGAUCAAGAUGAAGCGGUUGCUGCGGAUCUCUCUUGGAGGACAUGGUACCGUGCCCUUGGCUAGCCGGCCGGCGGCCUCCUCCCCUCAACAAACACAGGUCGAAUCCAUGCGUGCACGUCCGCCUGGGAUUCUGUUGGCGGCGGUCCACGCGCUUACAUUCCGUCCCGCCUCCGGCCGCCGCCCUGCCAAUGCCAGUAGUCUACGCUGGUAGCAUCGAGUUAGUCCCAUGAAUUGUUGUAUGGAUGCUUUCCGGGGAGAGGGGGGGGGGACGUGGUGGAGGGAAUAAAGCAAUGCACCCCCAUUCUUUCUUUUAGCUGUCGCCUUUCCCCACGUCUACAUUCCCUCCUUAGCUCGUGCGCCCACCCGCUCUGCAACUACGACACCUGCCAAACCGCUCGUGUGCAGCCAGACUGACAUCGCUCGUCACAUCAGUCCAUCCAUCUCAUCAUCGCCGCCGCCCGUGCCAGCACCUGGUGGCGGAACAAGCCGGCCGCAUCUCAUCUCAUACAUCACGCACUCCUGCAUACCGAGGGUCAUCCUCCUCCUACUACCUGCCCAUCCGCGCCCGCCUGUCUGCCUAGGAGCCAACCAACCCUGAACUGGAGGGAGGGAGCACGACCGCAGUUCGUUCGUUCGCCUCCGAUCCAGCCAUCCUCCCACCCAUCCAUCCCAAGCAACAACACCCUCGCAAAACAAAGUCGUCUCGUGACCGCCUGCCUGUCCAGUGUCUGUCUGUCUGUCUGUCUGUCUGUUUGUCUGCCUGUCUGCCUCUGCUCAUCAUUCCCUUCUUGUCCUGCCUUUACCCCCCCCCCAAUAUCUUGUGCUCCCACCUCGCCUUCACUGGGAAGGAGCAUGCACCCUCACCCCCGAUAGCCUGGUCCAUCCACCCUCAUCUACCAUCUAUUGCCGACCACCACCAGCACCCCCAGCCACAGCAACAUCCCAAACACCUCCACGCUUCCAGACCAGACGAGACGCGCCCGCUCUCGCUGCUGUCUUGCUUGACCUGCUGCUGCUGCUGCUCCUCUACGCUCCCGCCCGGCCAUGGCGGCUCUUCUCUCCAUGCAUGCAGGACACUCGUCCAUCCCACCUGAUUUCCCCCACAAAAUGGACACGAGCAGCGGCGCUGUGGAACCCGCCCCCGCUUCCCCAGACCAAGACGACCGAGGACGCCGACGCGACAGAGACGAGAUGGAUGGAGACAAUGGCGACGACAACGACGCUGGCGAGCUCACUGGCUCCUCACGCAAGCGCCGGCGCAGCCGCAAAGGUCUGGACCGCAAGUUCUUGUGCCCUCACGAAGGCUGCGGCAAGAGCUAUUCCAGAGCCGAGCAUCUGUACCGUCACCAACUGAACCACAACCCAAAACAAAUCUACCACUGCGACUUCCCGGACUGCCACCGCUCCUUCGUCCGACAAGACUUGUGUGCGCGACACAAGGAGAGGCAUACCGCGCGAGGCUCCCAGCUACUGCGCAAAGACACCUUCAUGCAGAAUCUCAACCCCAUUGUGACGGCCGCAAUGGCCAACAAGAGCGGCUCGACUGGCAAAAAUGGCCCCAUGAAGAGCUCCCCGACACAGCAUUCCGAGAGGCCUUAUGGACUGCAAUCACCCUCGUCUGCGGUCUCCAACCUCCCAGCAUCUGCAACACAAAUGUCGCCGCCGCAUCAGUUCUCGCCCGUGUCCAGCAUGGGACGCUCCGAUUCCAUCAACAGAGCUGGCAGCGAUGAGUCCUAUCGCAGCAACAAUCCAGAUGCUAAGCCUUAUGAUGUGCAGACCCAGAGCCCUGGGACCUUCGUGGCCCCGCCCCGUCCCUCCACGUUUUCCACCUUUGGCAACGGGCGGUCGCAGCUACACAACUCCCCUCACAUGGGCAAUGGCAACUUCCAAAGACCAGAACUGCGCGCCCAAACCUCCAACAUUUCAUCGUACGGAUCCAGCUCACCUUACAAUUCGGCCGUCACCCCGUCGCAGUCGUACCCAACAUCGGCAUCAACUUCGUACCAGGGCAAUUCUAACAAAUAUCCCCAGCAGGCAGGCGCGCCCGCGUCAAAAGACGACGGCCAGUAUUACAAUGGAUCGGCCGGACAGACACCCAUGAACGGUGUGGAAUCAACCGCCCAGCAACAACUCGACACUCGAAUGAACGGCGUAUCAGAAGCCAUCAUGGACCAAACAGCGUCGUAUGCCAUGCCCAUGUUCGGAGGCGAGGGGUAUAGCCGAUCACCAUUCGCAAUGGCCGACGAUUUCGCCGCCUGGCUGUUUAACGAUUCCCAAUUCGGCCCCGGUGCAUCUCCGAUGGCUUAUCAGGCUGGCUCCGCCGCCAUGACUCAAGCGGGCGCCUCGGCCCAGAUAGGGCUCCAAGCAGCGUACUUCAAUUAUGACCCAACGGUCUCAGGCUCAGUUCACUUCAAUCCCGCGCCUCCAUCGCAUCCUAUGGCUGUGACUAGUAUCCUGGACACAUCACUGCCAGAGUCGGCCUUGUCCGAAGAAAAGCGCAAGGACCUACUCUACUUGAUCUCUGACCGCUUCAAUGAGACGGACCAUGCCCCGGUCAAGAAGCAGAAAGAGGAUUUGCUCGAGGGCAACAAAGAGGAUGAUCACCACGUUCUGAGUCUGCACAUGAUGCAAAACUACAUUGGCUCAUACUGGAUCCAUUUCCAUCCACAACUUCCCAUCUUGCAUAAGCCGACGUUCAAUGCGACCUCGUGUCCCGAUCUGUUACUGCUCUGCAUCAUGUGUCUUGGUGCAUCGUGCCUGGAGAAGAGUCACGGCCAAGAAGUCACGCAAGCGUGCUCCCAACUUUCCAACUUCCUGGCCUGGCAUCUUCGUUGGGAAAUUUUCAUGGACGCCGAUUUCCGUCCUCCGGCGAAAUUAUGGGUGUUCCAAGCGCUUCUUCUUCUCGAAGUGUUCGAGAAAAUGUACUCCACUCGUCCUCUCCACGAGCGAGCACAUAUCCACCAUGCCACCACCCUCACCCUGAUGAGGCGAGGAAGCUCGCUGAUCGGCCGGUCUGCGAUGGACUCUCCUCCCAGCGUCAAGGACGGCAAGGGUGGCACCCCCAUGAACACGCCAGAUGAGUGGUGGAAUCACUGGAUCACCAAUGAAGCAACGAGGAGGGCAGCUUUUGCAGCAUUCGUCAUGGACAGUAUACACGCCACCAUGUUUGGCCAUAGUGCCGUUAUGGUUGCCCAUGAAAUGCGUCUUCCUCUUCCUUGCGACGAGGCUCUUUGGUCUGCAACAAGCAGCUCCGAGGUCGGCCGGAUUGAGACGAGUCUGCACAACAACGGUAUAAAACACACGACGUUCCUGGAUGGACUGAAGAAGACAUUGAAUGGUCAAACUGUCCGAACAAACUCCUUUGGCAGGACGAUCCUAAUGGCGGGCUUGCUCAGCGUGUCGUGGCACAUGAAUCAGCGUGAUCUGCAAGUCAGUUCACUUGGUGUUUCUCAAGCUCUGGGUGGGCGGGACAAAUGGCGAGGGUCGCUCACGCGAGCAUUCGAUUUCUGGAAGCAGGACUUCGAUACUUCGCUUGCUCGGCCAAACGAUACCAACAUCUCUUCUGCGCACAACUACUCCAACAUCGAAGACGAUGAUAUCGUCUUCGAGUCGCGGACCGUACUCCACCACUUGGCUCACAUGGCCAUGCACGUUGAUAUCGUCGACUGCCAAAUCUACGCUGGUGCCAGCAGACUGCUCGGUCGUUCCAUCACGCCACAGGACUACAAUGGUGCCCAGAAAAGGAUGAAAGACCACUGGGCUCCGACUGCGAGAGCCCGAGAUGCAACCUUUUAUGCUCUCCAUUUCCUGUCCAAGGUUUUGGUUACGGAGAGUUCUCCGGACAGACCUUAUUAUGCUCGCGACGACAUCCUACUAAACAGGCCUUGGGUUCUGUACUUCGCCACGCUCAUCGUAUGGUCCUAUGGAUACGCACUUGAUGGCCCUGUCCAGAGUCCAUAUAUCCUGACUAAAUAUGAAGACAAAGUCACUGACAUGGUUCGCUUCUUGGAACGGGUGGGCGGUGUCCGCGGCCCCGAAGACCUUGCACAUGUGUCCGCCCGCAACGCCUGUCUUGGCCUCCUUCUUCUCAUGCGUGACAUGUUCAAGAAAACGAGGUGGGAGCUACUGCAUGAGGCCAGCAACUUGUUGAACAAGUGCAUCGAGAAGCUUGUCCCUGGUGCAGCGAGCAUGUGA
This is a messenger RNA of Periconia digitata, 4812 nucleotides long. Lineage: Eukaryota; Fungi; Ascomycota; Dothideomycetes; Pleosporales; Periconiaceae. The record is from the annotation of a GenBank genome assembly.